CCCUGUUACUUUUCCUCUCUUAUCUUUGUCUUUAAACGUUAUUUUCUGCUCCAUUCUUCAUCAUUUUACAAGCAAAUUAAAGCAAAAAAGAAAAGAAAACAGAAGUGCAAGGAGAGAGAAAAGAUGGGGAGAGGCAAGAUUGAGAUUAAGAGGAUUGAGAACUCAAGCAACAGGCAGGUUACUUAUUCAAAGAGAAGGAAUGGGAUUAUGAAGAAAGCUAAGGAGAUUACCGUGAUGUGUGAUGCUAAAGUUUCUCUUAUUAUCUUUGCUAGUUCUGGGAAGAUGCAUGAGUAUUGCAGCCCUUCCACUACAUUGAUUGAUAUUUUGGACCAAUAUCAGAAGACUUCAGGAAAGAAGUUGUGGGAUGCUAAACAUGAGAACCUCAGCAAUGAAAUAGAUAGAAUCAAGAAAGAGAAUGACAACAUGCAGAUUGAACUCAGGCAUUUGAAAGGGGAGGAUAUCACCUCUUUGCCUUACAAGGAGCUGAUGGCCAUUGAGGAUGCUCUUGAGCACGGCCUUACCUGUAUCCGUACCAAACAGAUGGACGUCCUUGAUGUGACAAGGAAAAACACGAAAUUCUUGGAGGAGGACAAUAAGCAGCUCAACUUCAUUGUGAAUCAACAGCAAAUAGCUUAUGAUAAUGCAAGAGAACAGAUGGAUGGUGGAUGCCAGCGAGCCCGGGAGUACAUCUCGCGGAUGCCUUUCGCCUUCCGUGUGCAGCCAAUACAGCCAAACCUACAAGAGAGGAUGUAAUAAGAUUGUGGCCUAGUUAGCUGAAGCCUGAAAUUCUUUCUAGCUUGCUUUCUGAUAAUAAAUAUACAUGUUACUUCCAGGGAUUGUGAUGAUCUUAAACUCGUGCAUUUACCUUAUGAACUUGUAAUAAUUGUUAACCCGUAUUACGAAUUACAAUAUCAACUAUGAACUUGAUUUGUGGACGAUUGCUAUAUCUACUUUUGAGUUUCUUUAUGAUCUAUAUAAAGA
Messenger RNA from Durio zibethinus, 981 nucleotides. Its product is annotated as agamous-like MADS-box protein MADS9. Gene Ontology annotation, biological process: positive regulation of transcription by RNA polymerase II. NCBI's taxonomy places the organism in Eukaryota, Viridiplantae, Streptophyta, Magnoliopsida, Malvales, Malvaceae. Gene Ontology annotation, molecular function: RNA polymerase II transcription regulatory region sequence-specific DNA binding; protein dimerization activity; DNA-binding transcription factor activity. Gene Ontology annotation, cellular component: nucleus. The record is from RefSeq and is a predicted model, not a curated record.